AUGGAGCAUAUCACGCCGCCGAGGACCAGAACACCAACAACCAAGCCUGACGAAGGAGCAGCACCGGCAACACCGAGACGAGCAGCUUCGUCCGAAAUUCCGCUCGAGUUCCGGAGCCAACGCGUGAGACACAAGGAGUACAAGCGGCGGGGCCCCCCUUUGAGCAGCCGGUUCGACGAGGCGGACAUCGGCGACACGCGCGCUUCGCUGUCGGCAAGGUUUUUCGAGGCUGCCGACGAACCCACAUCGGCGUCACCGCCGCCGCCGCCGCCGCCCCCCGCCGCAGGGGCCACUCGGACGAACUUCCCGGAGCGGCGGAACAAGGUACAGGAGGGGGGUUCGAAGAAGGCAACGGAGGCGUCGCCCGAAAGGGGCGGCCGAGCGGCAGAGUCCGCGACAACUGGCGCGGGGACGGCGAGGGAAGAGGGGGGAGCUAGAAUAAUCGCAGAGGCGGAGGAAGCCACCUCCGAAGGCACAGCGGCGACAGCAGCGACAGCGGCGGCGGCGGCGGCGGCGGCGGCGGCGGCGGCGGGGGCCGAGCCAUCUGCCAGCAACGCUGACGCCGGAGAAGCUGCUGCGGCCGCCGGAGGCGGCGGUACUGCGGCUGACGACACCGUGGCUCCGGCUUGCGCUGGGAAGCGGAAGGUGGGGGCGGAGAGCGGACAAGAGCGGAGGGAAGGCGAGUCGGCACACAAGGCCGCGGCUGCCGGCGGCGGCGGGGGUUCCUCCAGGGAAGGUCGGAGGUCGAUCGCCGAGGAUUGUUCGGACUCAAGGGUGGACACGAGGGGCACGGCGGCGGCGGCAUUGAAGCAGGAGGUUAACGCGGACGGGAAGGGGGAAAGGGAGGGCACGCACGAAGGCUACAGCGUAGAGGGGGGGGGGGCGGGCGACAACGGUGGAGCCGACGGUGGCAGAGAGAGAAAAGAGUCCCAACAACUUUGA
This is a messenger RNA of Ectocarpus siliculosus, 942 nucleotides long. Lineage: Eukaryota; Phaeophyceae; Ectocarpales; Ectocarpaceae. The record is from the annotation of a GenBank genome assembly.